GUGGCUACGCUAGCGUCCGCGCCAUCAGGCCCGAGGUGGCGGUGAGGUCCGUGUUCAGUGUAUGGUUUUCCCCGCCAAACGGUUCUGCUUGGUGCCAUCCAUGGAGGGUGUGCGUUGGGCCUUUUCCUGUGGCACUUGGCUUCCGAGUCGUGCAGAAUGGCUGCUGGCGGUGCGAUCGAUACAGCCCGAGGAGAAGGAGCGCAUUGGCCAGUUCGUCUUUGCUCGGGACGCUAAGGCAGCCAUGGCUGGUCGUCUGAUGAUAAGGAAAUUAGUUGCAGAGAAAUUGAAUAUUCCUUGGAAUCAUAUCCGUUUGCAAAGAACGGCAAAAGGAAAACCAGUUCUUGCCAAGGACUCAUUGAAUCCUUACCCUAAUUUCAACUUUAACAUCUCUCAUCAAGGAGACUAUGCAGUGCUUGCUGCUGAACCUGAGCUACAAGUUGGAAUUGAUAUAAUGAAGACUAGUUUUCCAGGCCGUGGUUCAAUUCCAGAGUUCUUUCAUAUUAUGAAAAGAAAGUUUACCAACAAAGAAUGGGAAACAAUCAGAAGCUUUAAGGAUGAAUGGACUCAGCUGGAUAUGUUUUAUAGGAAUUGGGCACUGAAGGAAAGCUUCAUAAAGGCUAUUGGUGUUGGACUGGGAUUUGAAUUGCAACGGCUUGAAUUUGAUAUAUCUCCAUUAAACUUGGAUAUAGGCGAAGUUUAUAAAGAAACACGCUUGUUCCUGGAUGGAGAGGAAGAAAAAGAAUGGGCAUUUGAGGAAAGCAAAAUAGAUGAACACCAUUUUGUUGCAGUAGCUCUUAGGAAACCCAAUGGAUCUAGGCAUGAGAAUGUUCCAUCCCAAGAUCAUUCUAUACCAACGCAGAGGCAGUUUACUAUUCUCACCUUUAAUGAUUUAAUAUCAUCUGCUGUUCCCAUGACACCUGAAGAUCCUUCAUUUUGGGACUGUUUUUGCUUUACAGAAGAAAUUCCAAUCCGAAAUGGCACAAAGUCAUGAUAUGAUUCCCUACAUAAUGAAGGGAAUUGAAAAUUGUAAUCUUCCAUAUUUACAGAAAAAAAUCAAUGCCUGAUGGUAUCAAAUUUUAUUUCACAAAACUUUGUUUUUUUAAACUGAAAACUUUUACUAUUAAAAAAGCAGACUUCUGGUACAAUACAUUUACCUCUUCCUGUCUAAAAUUGCAUUGAAUAGAUAGAAACAGAAAAAGGUUGGCAGAAUUUUACAUGUUCAUUUUAGAAGUAUAUGGUAAGUGCAGAUAUGGAAAAAGGGAACAUUUGGAUCUCAUCUUUCAGAGGUAAACUACUUUUUAAACCCUGAGUUAUCUUUCCAGACUUUUUUCUUGGCCAUUGAAUCCAUGUUAACUUUUUUUUUUUUAAAUGGGAACAUACCAUUUUGUAAAUGUUUUAAAUUGUUUGUCUAUUGUUCAUAAUACCUCUGUUACAUAAACUUUUGGUGGUUCUAAAGUAUUCUCUUCUAUGACUAGUAUCCAUUCAAAUGCUGUUGACUAGAGGCAGCAUUGUCCAAAUGUAACUGACUUAAGUAACCAAUGAUUUAUUAUAUAACAUACAUUCAGAGGUGUCAUUAAAGACUUUUUUUUGGGGGGGGGGUGCUCAAUUUAUUGAUUUUUGCCUUAGGCUUAUCCCAUUCCCCAGCAUAAUGUUAUAACUUCCAGUUUUAUAUCUUCUAAAUUGCAUCUACAAGGCAGGAAAGACCAUUUUUCCUAUAACAUUAUUUUAUCAGUGCAGAAGAUUUCUCCUGGUAGCCUUCAGGCUAUUUCCCCUUAUUUUCCAUCAACUCAGAUCUGGUCAUAGAGAAAGCUAGAGUCAGACAUUUUUUUUCACCUCUAUUAGAGGUAGACUCUGUUGGAAAGGAAAAAGAUAAAGAAGGUUUGGGAUUAUGACAUUGAGAUGAUGCCCACUGCCUGGCAUAAGAAAGAUAUGCCAUAAGAUACUUCUUUUCUUCUGUGUUUGGAAUUUUGAUUGUCUGUAUUAUAUGUUACUGUAAGUGGUGCAGUGAAUGUCCUAGUACAUUUUGAGGCACAUGCUUGAUAUGUCCUUAAGAAAGUUUUUAGAACUGGAGUGACUGACUGAAAGGUCUUACUUUUAGAGCUUUGAUAAGUAUUAACAUGUUGUUCUCAAAAAGGCUGUUCAAUUUACACUUUCUUUUAUUAGUGUAUGUGUGACCAUGCUUAUCUGUAUACUCCGUGGUCAACCAUAGGUAUUAUCUUUUUUUCCCCCCUGUAUUUAAUCUUUGUCAGUAUAACUGAAGAAUGAUGUGUCAUUUUUAAAAAUUUGUAUUUCUUUCAUUACAAAUGAGGUUGAUAAAAAACAUUACUGGUUACUUGUAUUCCUUCUUUAUGAUCCUCUUGUUUAUUGUCUUCAUCUGUGUUUAUUUUAGUAAAUAGGACUUAAUUUAAAAUGUGAACAUAAUAUAUUAAGAUGCCAAGACCAUCAUAUUGAUGACAGAAUCUAUUAUGUGUGUAGUGCAUGUCUUGGGAAAUUUGUCUUGUUAUUGUUAUAUAUCAAGAAAUAAUUUCAUUGUUUCUACUACUAACAUUUAAAGUUGUGUGUAAACCGUAUACAAAUAGGUACUUUUGUUAAUUAAAAAUUUUGGAAUGUUUUAUAAUUUUUUUAUUUUAUUAAGCAUGCUUAGUUACUCCAAGCAUACUAAGUAAUGUGUUUUAAAAAGAUCAAGUAGCAUUUGUAGUACAGAAAGUAUUGUUAUUGCUAGCAUGAGUGUAAUGGUAAUAUGAAAAACCAUUUGUCUUGUCAUUAUGAUAAUAAAAUGAUUAAUAGUUGUUAUGGAAUUUU
Molecule: messenger RNA, 2802 nt
Organism: Sciurus carolinensis (gray squirrel)
Lineage: Eukaryota; Metazoa; Chordata; Mammalia; Rodentia; Sciuridae
Gene: Aasdhppt
Product: aminoadipate-semialdehyde dehydrogenase-phosphopantetheinyl transferase
Exons: 6
Coding region: 62-991 (309 amino acids)
Cellular component (GO): cytosol
Molecular function (GO): holo-[acyl-carrier-protein] synthase activity; magnesium ion binding
Source: RefSeq, a predicted model, not a curated record